Molecule: messenger RNA, 824 nt
Organism: Populus nigra (black poplar)
Lineage: Eukaryota; Viridiplantae; Streptophyta; Magnoliopsida; Malpighiales; Salicaceae
Product: HVA22-like protein f
Exons: 6
Coding region: 81-647 (188 amino acids)
Source: RefSeq, a predicted model, not a curated record
CCUAUUACUCUCACGGUGUGUCUUCAAUGUCUUUGGAAUAAUCCAAUAGCAUAAGAAGCAUGCUCAGAGAGCCAUAACUGAUGCAUAAGAUCUGGUCAUUUCACAGGGAGUUGUGGGCUGGAUGUUUGUGUGAUUCGGGCAUGGCUCAAAGGACAGAGAUUAAGCAUUUCAACAUGGGUGUUCUUGGCGUAGUUGCAAAGCGUUUGGAUGCAUUUAUCGGGCCCGGAAUCAUGCUUGUUUUUCCACUGUAUGCAUCAUUGCGAGCCAUCGAAAGCCCUUCAUCUCUUGAUGACCAACAGUGGCUAACCUAUUGGAUAAUAUACUCUUUCAUUUCCAUUUUCGAGUUAUCAUUUUGGAGAAUCCUAGUUUGGCUACCCUUCUGGCCGUACAUGAAGUUGUUGUUUUGUAUGUGGCUGGUACUGCCCGUUUUCAGUGGGGCUUCAUAUAUCUAUAUGAACUUUGUGAGGAAGUAUGUGAAGUUAGGUGGCACAGUGAAUGGGGGUUACCCAGAAGAAAGAAAGAAGGUUCUCCAGAUGCUGAGCCUUGAUGCAAGGAUUGCAGUGAACCAAUAUGCUGAUAAAAAUGGAUGGAGUGCUGUCGAAAAAGCUAUCAAAGCUGCUGAAAGAGAAGUAAAGAAGAGCAAUUGAGAGGUCAAAAUUAUCAACCGCUUCCUCUACCAGUUCAUCACAACAUUCAUGUCAAAUUCAAGAUUGUCAGUAGGAGGUGACACAGGAAAAGAAAUAUGUAUGUACUAGCUAGGUAUAUAAUGUGUGUAAACUUCAUGCAAUAAAGUGAAAAACGAAGGAGUGGAAUUUUAGCGUGCA